Cyanidioschyzon merolae strain 10D is the source of this 1170-nucleotide messenger RNA. RefSeq lists its product as hypothetical. Gene Ontology annotation, molecular function: aminoglycoside N-acetyltransferase activity. The record is from RefSeq and is a predicted model, not a curated record. The transcript has a single exon. Gene Ontology annotation, biological process: aminoglycoside antibiotic catabolic process. The coding region runs from base 1 to 1170 and encodes 389 amino acids. NCBI's taxonomy places the organism in Eukaryota, Rhodophyta, Bangiophyceae, Cyanidiales, Cyanidiaceae.
AUGAGGGAGACGAGAGGCCCACGAACAGCGUUCUGCUGUACGACGCUGGGCUACCGCGCGGCUCACUCAGUGAACGCCUCCAGCGAGGCUCCGGUUGUGGCAACACACACGUGCCGGCGAAAGCGCGUCUCUCCGUGGAAAGUCUAUUCGCGUUCCUGGACUAGGCUACAACUAAACAUGGCCAGCUACCAAGUCCGUGGACUCCGCUCCGAGGAACUCGAAGCUUGGUUGGAAUUUGUCUACGGCGUUUUCAAAGACGCGAAGGGAACUGCCGCGCCUCCUCGUUCAUAUUUUCUGAGACAUGUCGAAAACGAUCCCGGCGCUGUGGAACGUUUGUCGGAAGACAUCCUCGUCGCUGUCGGAGAGCAGGACAAGUUUAUUGGCUCGCUGCGAAUCUUCCGACGACGUGUCUAUCUCAAGGGAUCAGCGGUGUCUGCGGCUGGUAUUGGCGAGGUAAGUGUCGCUUCAGCGUACCGGAGACAGGGCAUUGCGUCCCGACUGCUCGAAGAGGCGAGUACCCGAAUGCGAGCUGCUGGUUUUGCGCUGUCGUUUUUGCAUACGAGCAGCUCCGAGUCGCUGUAUCGCUCUCUUGGAUGGAUUUCAGUCCCACAAAAAUUCGUCCGUGUCGUUCGAGAAGUUGCACAUUCCCAUCGCGAUCAUAUUGAAACAUUGGCCUUGGGGAGCGAGGUGGAAAUUCAGCGCUGCUCGGAAGCGUACGCAGAGUUCGCAUCCAGGUUUGACGGCUGCAUCGUUCGCGAUGACCCGGCGUACUGGCAGAGAUGGGUGCGGGCGGAAAGCGGUGACACCGAAUGGAAUGACGCGAAUCUAACGCCCUUUCGAUUGCAGACACGUACGAAAGAAGCCUACGCGAUUCUCCAAAAACGAGAAGACGCCAUUCAUGUGCGAGAGUUCGUUGUUCGACUUUGUGGACUCAAACGAGCAGGCCUCUAUCUUGAUGCAUUCCUCGCGAGGGCAGUUUCGCCCGACGUUCGUCAAGUUUGCGCUGUUCUAGCGGCGCCGCUGCUUCCACUCAUCGGUGGAUCAUCGGCAGUUCUCGAAACGACGGAAGACCACGGAUAUAUGUAUCGGGCACUCCUUGAGCAGGAUGCGGGACAACAGGCGCUGCCUGAAAUGGACCGACAUGUUUUCUGGGCGACAGACGCAUUCUAG